Molecule: messenger RNA, 2090 nt
Organism: Brienomyrus brachyistius
Lineage: Eukaryota; Metazoa; Chordata; Actinopteri; Osteoglossiformes; Mormyridae
Gene: rnf144b
Product: ring finger protein 144B
Exons: 8
Coding region: 634-1557 (307 amino acids)
Biological process (GO): ubiquitin-dependent protein catabolic process; protein polyubiquitination; positive regulation of proteasomal ubiquitin-dependent protein catabolic process
Cellular component (GO): mitochondrial membrane; ubiquitin ligase complex; cytoplasm
Molecular function (GO): zinc ion binding; ubiquitin protein ligase activity; ubiquitin conjugating enzyme binding
Source: RefSeq, a predicted model, not a curated record
UAUAAGAAUUAGGAAAGAAAUUUCUCAGGUACAAACCGGUGACUACAGUUUUUAACUAUUCCUAUAAAAGAAAUGUAAUGGUAAUAAUCUUCAAUUAAAAUGCUGUUAUUAUAAGAGUUUAUUAUUCACGAUGUUGAUAAUUUUGCUCUGGUUUGAUCAUAUUAAUAUAUAGGCCUAUAAUAUGUAGCUCAUAUAUUAUCCAAAGCAAACAAACGAGACGUUUCGGAAUUAUAAGAGUAUAUAUGUGCAUGUUGUCUUUAAAAAGCUUUAUCACCCUCCGUGUUACGCUGCAUCAAUACACAAGGAGUUAAAAGAAAAAAGCAGCUUGGCUUCGAUACUGAAUGAGGAAGUAGGAAGUGCUGUAUUUCACCCUGGCGCCGAGAUCGUGGCUUGGGGUAUUUACAGUACAGGAGCAGGCUUUGCGGCUCUGGGCGUCGGGGGGCUGGAGGUGGCCGCAGCCGUUUUCGGUAGCUGUGCGUCGGCGUCGGCUGGCGUGCUGCUCUGCAGACACCCCGAUGCGCAGCACUGCGGCGGCCGGACGGGCGAGGAGCGGCUGCCGAGCGCGGUGAGAAAUAUGGAGUAUACACCUUCCCUGCAUUUGCACCUGCCAAGCUAAAACAAGAGGCACGCGAGAUGGAUCCCGCCUCAGAAAUCAGCAGCGUGUCGCCGGCAGACCCCGGCACCUCACCCGCUCGGAUGUUCUGCAAGCUGUGCCUCACCGACUGCCCGUCAGCUGCGAUGAGCAGACUGCAGACCUGCGGCUGCGUGUUUUGCACUUGGUGCCUGCAACAAUAUGUACAGCUGGCGAUUCGUGAGGGAGGGGGAACCUCCAUUACCUGCCCCGACAUGGCAUGCCUGAAGGGCGGAGCCCUCCUAGACUCUGAGAUUGCCAGCUUUGCUUCUGCAGACCAAGUUCAGCUCUACCAGCGGCUGAAAUUCGAAAGAGGUGUACAGCUGGACCCCAGUAAAACCUGGUGCCCAGUAUUACAGUGUCAGGCUAUGUGCCGUGUGCGGGCCAGUGCCGAGGGCGAGCCCACGUCCGUGCCCUGUCCGACCUGCCAUGCCGUCUUCUGCUCUCUGUGUAGGGGCCCCUGGGAGGAGGGCCACACCUGCUCAGAGCACCGGCCCCUGGCCUCUCCAUCUCAGCCUGGCAGCGUCCACUCGAGCACAGAGCUGGACGGGUCCAUAAAACAGUGCCCGAUGUGCAGCGUCUACAUCGAGCGGAACCAGGGCUGCGCCCAGAUGCUCUGCAAGAGCUGCAAGCACACAUUCUGCUGGUACUGCCUCCAGAACUUGGAUGGGGACAUAUUCCUCCGUCACUAUGACAAAGGACCAUGCAGGAAUAAGCUGGGUCACUCACGGGCAUCCGUCAUGUGGAACAGGACGCAGGUGGUCGGCAUCCUGGUGGGCGUCAGCGUCAUCGUGCUGGUGACAUCGCCACUCCUCCUGCUGGCCUCGCCCUGUGUCAUGUGCUGCAUCUGUAACCCGUGCCGCGGCAAGAAGAAGCGCAAGAAGAAGAAGAGGAAGGACCCGGGCCUGCCGGAGUCCACUGUAUAAACGGCUACCCCCGUGCCCCCCCAUCCGACCCCCUGGACCCGUGUGCCCAUGUUCCAUGCUCUAUGCCAAACCUGUCAUGUUAGGUGCACAAGUGCCUCCUCUCGCAGUGCCUGUUUGAAACGGUGGUCAACUUCUGUUUUACCUUCCAUUUUAUUAUGCAAAAAAAAAAUGUAUGUAUACAUGUGUAUAUCUAAGCAGCAGCUACUACAGUUAAAGCAGCAACAUAAAUAACCUACAGAGAUACCUUUCAUGUACUUGUCUGUGUGUUAUGGGAGGUGCACUGCGUACUGUAUUAGACUUGGGGGAACACAGGGCUUUAACAGAUAUAAAUAAGUGAUAUUUCUGCUCCGACUUGUUUUUCCCACUCGGUAUGAUGAACCAAAGGCUCGGACUAAUCAUGUGACAUUUGGUAUGUAAAUAUGUAUUUAUGGAUGUGUUCCAUGUCUUUUGUUUAUACUUUGGUGUUGACAGUUAUGCAUCAGAUAUUUUGUAAUAUUUCAUUGAUUCUAAUAAACAACAUUAUUGAAACUAAA